This is a messenger RNA of Arachis stenosperma, 1424 nucleotides long. RefSeq names its product probable E3 ubiquitin-protein ligase RHB1A. Gene Ontology annotation, molecular function: ubiquitin-protein transferase activity. The record is from RefSeq and is a predicted model, not a curated record. NCBI's taxonomy places the organism in Eukaryota, Viridiplantae, Streptophyta, Magnoliopsida, Fabales, Fabaceae. The transcript is spliced from 5 exons. Bases 306 to 1007 code for a protein of 233 amino acids.
UUGUAACUAUGUACUGAGUGAAUGUGAAGAGAACAAAACAAACAAGUGUAUACAAAGAGAAGAAAGAUACACAGAAAAAAAGCCACCUUUCUCAACCUUCCAACCUCAACCCUUUUUUCCUGCUACCCAAUUCCUCUCACCUUUCUUUCCUUCCCUUCCCUUCCCUUCCCUUCCCUUCCAAAAGGCAAAACAUUAUGUAUAAAGUUUGGUGAACUCUGAUCGAUCUCCGUUUGAUGCGACGUAGCAGAAGAGAAUGAGGCAAUCAAAAGUAGUUUUGAUUAAAUAUUAGAAACAAGGACUGGAAAAUGGGAGGUUGCUGUUGUUCUGCCAGAAAACCUCAUCUGCAUGGAACACCAGUUUAUUACUAUUGCCCGCCAACUUUGGAGGAGCGCGAGUUGUUAACCUCUAAUGAUGCUUCUGCUGCUACACUCACUGCUGGAUUGCUGAUUGGCUUAAACCUGGAUGCGUCCACACCCGAUACUUUCCAGCCGCCUCCUGCGCCUCUGCCUUAUGAUGUGGUCUUUGGAGGUUCUGCAUCAACAGAUUCUGAGUCUGGUAGAGAAACCGUUAGUGGUAGUAGUUUCGAGACUUUAAUUGCACGAGAAGAUCUUGAAGAAGCAGAAAGUAAAGUUAAAGCUCAAGAAAAUUCUGAGCCUAUAUCUCCAAAGAAGGCAGAGCUAUUAAAAUCAAAUCAGACUCAAGUAUUACUGACAGAAGAAGAGGAUGUUUGUCCAAUUUGUCUGGAAGAAUAUGAUGUUGAGAAUCCCAAAAAUCUGACGAAAUGCGAGCACCACUUUCACCUGUCUUGCAUUCUUGAGUGGAUGGAAAGAAGUGACUCCUGCCCAAUAUGUGAUCAGGUAUUGGAAACGAAGAGGGUAUACUUUUGUCAUCAAUCAGUUAUGAUUUGGUGCGAAAUGAUCAUAGUCUUCCAUGUUACAGGAAAUGAUAUUUUGAUGAGACGCACAUGGCGAUUAAUUGUUUCAAUUUUAAAGAUCAAAACUUGCUAAAUCCGAGGAAGAUUGAAGGAGUUCAUGGCUAGGUGAUGGUAGAUACAGAUUCAAUUUCAAUUUACCAUGCUUUGACAGUAGACAUUACUUUAGUUAGUAGGCCAUCAUGAGAAAAAUGAGGUUCAGAAAGAAUUAAAAGCAAUUCCUUUAGGUAUGGAAGUUGCAUAUUAUUAUUAUUAUUAGGUAGUGAAAGAAUGAAGCAGUGUUCAAGAUUCCAAGGUAAAUGUUUAAGUGAUGGCUGCUUUUUGUGUUUAAGAAUGCAUAAGUAUUUAUUUAUUUUCUCUUUGGUGUUUUAUUUUUGGGGAAAAAAUAUGCAUGUUAGUUUUGUAAACCUGUCUCCUUACAUUUACAUUUUCGUGUAUAUAUCUUGGUGGAUAUUGAAUAUUUUCUUGUAUACAUGAGUCCCUUUUCCCUUAA